This is a messenger RNA of Rubroshorea leprosula, 3156 nucleotides long. The record is from the annotation of a GenBank genome assembly. NCBI's taxonomy places the organism in Eukaryota, Viridiplantae, Streptophyta, Magnoliopsida, Malvales, Dipterocarpaceae.
AGAAGGCAGCCCAAUCAUAUCCCCAAAUUUACUAAAAACCCAUAAUUUGGUUGAAAAAAAAUUGUUACUCCCACGAAAAUCAAACUGAAAGUGAACCAUAAGACCCAACAUCAGAAUCACCCAAAUCUGCCUUCUUUCCUCCUUUUCCUUUACUGAUUCACAGGAGAAUCAGAGAUCAACCAACUUCAAUCCAGAGCUACAUUCGGGAGUUGCUAGUUGGUGAAGCUCUGUGCACAAAAAUCGUUAUGAUUUUGAACACUUCAUGGCACCAUAGGUCUUUUCAAUUCAUGGAUGUUCCAGAGGGUUCUUCAGUGAUAAUUUUGUAUGGCACAAAUGGUUUCCCAAGGACUAGUGAUUGAGGAGUAAUUUUGGCAUUAGAAACUCCAAUUUUAUUGUGAAAGAGGUCAAAUGGAGAUAUCUCUGUUAAAAGCACUUCUUGGUAAUAUUUCCUUGCUUCUAAGUUAUUCAUCUCUUGACAACACAAACUCAGACCUGGUGCAGAAGUAUUGCCAGAGGACGGAAGAGAUACUUAAGCUGUUGAAGCCAAUUCUUGAUGCAAUUGUUGAUUCUGAAAUUGCUACCAAUGAAGCGCUUAGCAAGGCAUUUGAAGAAUUGGGCCAACCUGUCAAUGAAUUGAGAGAGCUCUUUGAAAACUGGCAACCACUGUCAAGUAAAGUUUACUUUGUUCUGCAUAUUGAAUCAUUGAUAUCAAAGCUUCAAAAUUCUUGUGUGGACAUUUUCCAAUUUCUGAAGUCUUCUUAUCAGCAUCUGCCUAAUGAAUUGAGUUCAUCAUCUCUCGAGCACUGCUUACAGAAACUUAAGCAUAUGGGAUACGAACAGACAACAUCUAUUAUUAAGGAAGCCAUAAGGGACCAAGUGGAUUGUGUUGGACCCCGUGCAGAGAUGCUAGUUAGAAUUGCGGACAGCCUGACCUUGAGGUCAAACCAGGAAAUUCUCAUUGAGACUGUUGCCCUUGAACAGUUGAAAGAAAAUGCUGAACAGUCUGAAAAGACUGCAGAAGUUGAGUUUAUUGAUCACAUGAUUGCUCUUGCAACUCGCAUGCAUGAACGUCUUGUUUCAAUUAAACAGUCUCAGACCUGUAGUCCUGUCCCCAUACCUCCUGAUUUUUGCUGCCCCCUUUCCCUGGAGCUGAUGACUGAUCCGGUGAUUGUGGCAUCUGGACAAACCUAUGAGAAGUCUUUCAUCAAGAAGUGGAUUGGUCUUGGGCUCACUGUAUGUCCAAAAACACGGCAGACUUUGGGUUAUACCAAUCUUAUUCCUAAUUACAAUGUAAAGGCACUGAUAGCUAACUGGUGUGAAUCAAACAAUGUGAAGUUGCCUGACCCCAUGAAGACCAUGAGUUUAAACCAGCCUUCUCCCCUUCUCCUGCAUGGAGAUUCUGGUUUGGUAAGGGAUUCAUAUAGUUCUCAUUCCAGGGGCCAACCAUUGUCACCUGACUUCAGAUUGAUAGGUUCAUCUGAUGAAAACUUAACUGUAUCGACUAGGAUUCGUCGAGAGGGAACAUCCCCACUACAUCCCCGUUCCAGUUCGGAUGGUUCUUUGUCUGGUGUCACUGGAAAUGGGCCAGGUCUGGAUAUUGCAAGAAUAUCACUGAAUAAUGCUGAGGACAGAUCAAAUGCUGAGCAGAUGGAUAGAGAUUCAGGUUCCCAACCUUCUGUAUCUCCAUCUAGAAGAGACUUGUCUAAUGCUGGACGUUCACCUCCGAACCAUGCUAGAUCCGCUUCAGCCUCCAAUGUGCUCUCUAAUUCAGAUUUUCCUCAAGGAGCAGCUGGAGAUACCAAUGGGCCUUCUGAUGGGUCAUAUCAUCUCACAACUUACAGCAGUGAUGGUUCUGGGGUGGUGAAAGCUGAGUCACAGGCUGCAGCUAGCUCAACCAUUCCACAAAGAGACCCUGAGUUCUUCACAUCACGAUCUCGAAGCCAAAAGGGCUGGCGUCGGCCCUCAGAGAGAAACACUGCAAGGAUAGUUUCCUCUCCUGCCACUGAAUCAAGACCUGAUCUUUCUGGCAUUGAAACCCAAGUCCGUAAGUUGGUGGAUGACUUGAGGAGCUCUUCAGUUGAUACUCAAAGAGAGGCAACAGCUGAACUCAGGUUGCUGGCCAAGCACACCAUGGACAAUCGGAUUGUAAUAGCAAACUCGGGGGCCAUUAACUUGUUAGUUGAGUUGCUUUGCUCCUCUGAUCCAAAGACUCAGGAAGAUGCUGUCACGACACUUCUAAACUUAUCAAUUAAUGAUAACAACAAAACACUUAUUGCUAAUGCAAAUGCUAUUAAUCCUCUAAUUCAUGUCCUCAAGACUGGGAGUCCUGAAGCUAAAGAAAAUUCAGCCGCCACUCUUUUUAGCCUUUCGGUGAUUGAGGAUAACAAGGUCAGGAUUGGAAGGUCUGGGGCCAUCGAGCCUCUUGUUGACUUACUUGGGAAUGGGACUCCUAGAGGGAAGAAAGAUGCUGCUACAGCUUUGUUCAAUCUGUCAAUAUUUCAUGACAACAAGGCACAUAUUGUGCAAGCUGGCGCUGUAAAAUAUCUUGUGGAGUUGAUGGACCCAGCUGCUGGAAUGGUAGAUAAGGCAGUUGCUGUUUUGGCAAAUCUUGCCACGCUUCAUGAAGGGAGGACUGCUAUCUGUCAGGAGGGUGGCAUUCCUGUUCUUGUUGAGGUUGUUGAGUUGGGUUCUGCAAGAGGAAAGGAAAAUGCAGCUGCUACACUCUUGCAGCUCUGUACAAACAGUAAUAAGUUUUGCAAUAUGGUGCUCCAAGAAGGAGCAGUCCCUCCACUAGUGGCUUUGUCACAUUCUGGCACCCCAAGGGCUAAGGAAAAGGCACAGGGACUCCUCAGCGUUUUCAGAAGCCAAAGACAUGGGAAUGCCGGGAGGGGCUGAGAUCAGAGGCGACCUUCAUUACCGUCUUAGGUUUUGGAUCCAAGAUUUUUAUACAUUGUGUAUACAUUUACGGCUUACAAAUAAUGCAUUAAGCAUUUUCUGUGUGGAUUUUACUUGUUAAUUUGUAUUGUAAAGGAAAAACAAUGUGGGGAUUUCAUUGAAUUCUCUUGUCAAAUACUUAUUUAUAUGAAAUUGGGAAGAAAUUUUGUACAUAGGGGUCUAGCCUUUGCGGUAAAUGGUGAAUAAUCAGGACUAUGGUUG